CCUAGCCUAACGUGAGGACCCUUCAACUUUGACCCAAGGUGGCGGCGCCCGGAGCCGUCGCUCUUCCUGCCGACCUGACAUGAACUAAGGCCAAGAACCCCGCAUCAUGUCGAAGCUAAGCCGGGCCACUCGGGCGCUCAGGAAGCCGGAGGCCGGCGGCGUGAUCCGGACCAUCGUGCGGGCAGGCCAGGCCAUGCCCGGGCCCCCGCUGGGUCCCGUCCUCGGUCAGCGAGGCGUUUCCAUCAACCAGUUCUGUAAGGAGUUCAACGAGAAGACAAAGGACAUCAAAGAAGGCAUUCCUUUGCCUAUCAAGAUUUUUGUGAAGCCUGACAGGACGUUUGAAAUCAAAAUUGGCCAGCCCACUGUUUCCUACUUCCUGAAGGCAGCUGCUGGGAUUGAGAAGGGGGCACGGAACACAGGGAAAGAGGUGGCAGGCCUGGUGACAUUGAAGCACGUGUAUGAGAUCGCCCGCGUCAAAGCUCAGGAUGACGCCUUCGCCCUACAGGACGCGCCCCUGUCCUCUGUUGUUCGCUCCAUCAUUGGCUCUGCCCGCUCCCUGGGCAUUCGUGUGGUGAAGGACCUCAGUUCAGAAGAGCUGGCAACUUUCCAGAAGGAGCGAGCCCUAUUUCUGGCUGCUCAGAAAGAGGCAGACUUGGCAGCCCAGGCAGAAGCUGCCAAGAAGUGACCCCUGCGCCCCAGUUCCAGGAUUUUGAAGGGAGCACCUCAGGAUGGGGCCAGUUGGGAAGGCUGUGCCAAAGGGGAGGAAGGGAGGUCACACCACCCUGAUUAUUAUUUUUCUGACUUUUAAUUAUGUAUUUUUUAUGUGUAUGGCUGUUUAAGGGAUCAAGUCUGAAUAAACAUCUUUUGUCAUCCA
Vicugna pacos (alpaca) is the source of this 874-nucleotide messenger RNA. It is a transcript of the gene MRPL11, whose product is annotated as mitochondrial ribosomal protein L11. Gene Ontology annotation, molecular function: structural constituent of ribosome; large ribosomal subunit rRNA binding. Gene Ontology annotation, biological process: translation. Gene Ontology annotation, cellular component: ribosome; mitochondrial large ribosomal subunit. The record is from RefSeq and is a predicted model, not a curated record. NCBI's taxonomy places the organism in Eukaryota, Metazoa, Chordata, Mammalia, Artiodactyla, Camelidae.